Molecule: messenger RNA, 1374 nt
Organism: Acinonyx jubatus (cheetah)
Lineage: Eukaryota; Metazoa; Chordata; Mammalia; Carnivora; Felidae
Gene: MAGEF1
Product: MAGE family member F1
Exons: 1
Coding region: 274-1227 (317 amino acids)
Biological process (GO): negative regulation of transcription by RNA polymerase II
Cellular component (GO): nucleus
Source: RefSeq, a predicted model, not a curated record
CUGAGCUGGCCGGAAGUGGCCGGGCGAACGGGUGCGCGAGCGCGCAUUGAGCCUGCGCCGGGGCCGCGCCGUAGGUGUUCUGUGCCGCGGCGUUGCGGCGAACGUCCCGAGUCCUUUGCUGUGCCGUCCAGCAGCCCGAAAGCCCCUUCUGACCUUUCUCCUAGUCCUCCUCCCGCCGCCUCAGCCAUUGUCCCACCCCUCCGCCGGGGUUUGCGCAGUGGCUUGCACACCCCUCGGCCCGUGUACGCGCUCUGCACCUGCAUUCCCGAAAACAUGUUGCAGAAACCCGAGAGCGGGGCUCUCCCCAUCCCUCAGGCCGAGGGGCAGGAUGGCGGCCGUGACGGUGAGACCCAGGCCCUGACCGCCUCUCAGGAGGAGGCCCCGAGUCCCCUCCUGCAGGAGAGCUCCAGGGAGGAUCUUGGCGCCGGGAGGGAGGAGGGGGCUGCGGAGCCCGCCCUCACCCCAAAAGGCGCGAGGACCUUGGCAGCCAAAGCUUUGGCCCGGCGCAGGGCCUACCGCCGUCUGGAUCGGGCGGUGGCCGAGCUGGUGCAGUUUCUGCUGGUGAAGGACAAGAAGAAGAGUCCCAUCACUCGCUCCGAGAUGGUGAAAUACGUUAUCGGAGACUUGAAGGAUCUGUUCCCUGAGAUCAUCGCAAGGGCCGCAGAACAUCUGCGGUAUGUCUUUGGUUUCGAGCUAAAACAGCUUGGCCGCAAGCACCACACUUACAUCCUGAUCAACAAACUAAAACCUCUGGAGGAGGAGGAGGAGGAGGAUCUGGGAGGAGAUGACCCCAGAUUGGGUCUCUUAAUAAUGAUCUUGGGCCUUAUCUACAUGAAAGGUAAUAGUGCCAGGGAGACACAGGUCUGGGAGAUGCUGCGUCGGUUGGGGAUGCGUCCGUCAAAGUAUCACUUCCUCUUUGGGUACCCGAAGAGGCUUAUUCUGGAAGAUUUCGUGCAGCAGCGAUACCUCAAUUACAGGCAGGUGCCUCACACCAAUCCGCCGGAAUGUGAAUUCUCUUGGGGUCCCCGGAGCAACCUGGAAAUCAGCAAGAUGAAAGUCCUGGGGUUCGUGGCCAAACUCCAUAAGAAAGAACCCCACCACUGGCCAGUGCAGUACCGUGAGGCCCUGGCAGACGAAGCCGACAGGGCCAGGGCCAAGGCCAGAGCUGAGGCCAGUAUGAGGGCUAGGGCUAGAGCCAAUCAAAGGGCUGGUAUCCACCCUUGGUGAGGGCCGGUGGAUAGGUGGCCAGCAGGGUCCUCCUGGUUAUGAAAGCUACUGUCUGAGUCAUAAGUAGUGUCGUUGGGUGUAGGCCAUUAAUUAGAAGUUGAAUUUGUGUAACUACGUUUUGUAUCUUGCUAUGUUUUGUUACAUUAU